AUGACAUCCAAUGUACAAUCGCAUCCGGCAAACAAUGGCAAUCACCAAAGACAACAGAAUAUGCAACAACAACAGGAGGUGGUUGUAGGGUCCAGUUAUAAUGAUUUAGAACAGAAAAAACUACUGGAAUGGGAGUUGUCAUCGUUGGGAGCCGACGACCUGCGGUCGCACGCUUGGUAUCAUGGUCACCGCGUGGACCGGGCUGAGGCAGAGAGAUUAUUGCGUCAAUGUGUUGCCGUCGAGCAUGGUUUUUCUAUUGCCAGUUUAGGUAGUAAUAUCAUUGGUAGAGGUUCGGUUGCGUCAUUGGGAGCAGAAAAAGACAACGCACAGGACUCGGACUCCGACGGGCUAGAAGAUGCCAAUAGCGUGAGUAGCGAUAGUGAUUUCACUACGGAUGACUUUCUGGAUGGUUUAGUCAAAGACCUGGUGCCCUUUCCCUCUACGACCAUGGAUGACUCGCUGCUCUUACAACAGCGCCGUCGGUUAGAUAGCGUGUUGCCGCCCACGAGUGCCAGACGUCCACGUCAAAACCGCCGAUACUUCUAUUGUUUCCUAGUCCGUGACAGUUUGAAUGUUCGGCCGCCUGGACGGUAUGUCGUGUCGUGUUUACGGGUUGACAAGUACGACAAUGAAGAUAAUAAAAAUAAUAGUGUCAGGAACACGGAAAACGAACAACGCAUGCAAUUCCUUCGCCAUCAACAACGACGGCGCCGACGCAAGCAGCAACGGCAUCCCGUUUUACAUUUCGUAAUUAACGAGGUUAGAUUUAUUCGUUACUACUUUCUUUCUGUAAAUGUAGAUCUAUACGCAAUCAUUGCAAUCAUCACGCAUUAAUCAUUCCUAUCAAAAAAGAUUUUAGAGAUUUUAAAAGUUUUCUAGAAAAUUAAAUAAAACAAACAGCUCUACAAUUCUAUGUUUAUGUUAUUUUUUGUUACCCUUUUUUUUGGGGGUAAAACCAACACCUUUUUUUGAUUUUCAAAUGGCACUCUAUAUUAAAUAGUCCAUAAUUAGAUGAAGUAUUAGUUAAAAUAAAUUUUAAUGGUGACAUGUUUGAUUUCCGUUAAUCUAUUGACGAGAUAUUCUACUUUUAGGUUUGGGUAUGAGAAGAGUUAGUAGUGGUGUAUUAACAUGCUGUGCCCCGUACCACCAAAGAAAUGAUACUCCACUACUCUUUUCCAACCCAAACUUGAAAUUGGAAUAAAUUAAUGAUUUUUUUUUUGUUAUUUUAAUUUUAUUAUUAUUUAUUUUUAUCAGUAGCAUGUGUCACACAGGUAUAUAAGGGGUUUUUCAUACCUAAGGAUGAACACUUUUCCGGGAAUGAAAUUUAUUAUAAUUUUCCUGAAAAACUUAAAAUUUCUCAAUAGGGGAAAGUAUAUUUUAUGAUCAUUAUCUUAAGAUCUGAGAUAUAGGCAAAUAGCAAAUAUUUUUGUUAUAAGGCGUUGGGGUAAUAUUAUCAUAGUAGGAUUUUUAAAAUAUAUGUGCCAUUGUGCAAGAUAUAUUCCAUUAUAAUUAUGUAUCGUUAAAUACACAGUAGAAAUUUAAUGUAUAUUAUAGUAUUUUACCGAAUGUAUUUAUUAUAUUUUAAAAAUUUAUUAUGAACUUGUAGGUUACGUUUUUUUUUUAAUCUGAUUAUUUUUUUAUAGAUUAUUUUGCAACCCGGGACAGUUUACGAACGAUCACAAUUCACUUUUGGAGAUGCAUUGCCAACGGUAGCUCUGAUGACGUCUGCUGCUUCUACAAUGAUAAGUAGUAAUAAUGGAGAACUUAAUGGACAGCGAAAAUAUCAGCCGGGAUUCGAUAGUGUACCCGAUCUUAUUCGAUAUUAUGUCGGUGGUUCUGAUGAUAAUGCUGUUCUCUCUUACGGUGGAGGUCAUGAAGGAACGACUAGUAGUAGUAGUAGUAGUAAUACCAUGUUUCCCCAGCCAUUACAUACAGAGGUACGUAUCCGGUAUCCAUGUAAUCGGCGCUACCCCCUGAUAACGUUUCACACAUUAGAUGAGACCACUACUCCAUCAUUCAUUUCGAAACCAAAUGAACACUCUCAUGUACCAGAUAAAGCUUUAGCGUUGACCGAGCUACAACAGCUUCCACUAUCUGUACCUAUCGCACCCGGUGUGGCUGAGACAACCUCGUCACUUAAACUUUUGUAUCACCAAUCGCCAUCGCCACCAUUGUUGCACAUUUCUCCACGGAAACACAUGUCAUCAUUGUCGUUUCGAUCAUCGCUUCGAAGAACUCCUACGGCAACUGCAACGCCAUCAACGUUUUUCAGGCCUUCUUCAGCAGCAGAAUCGGUGACUUCAGGACUACCAUUAAAUAUAAGUUUGCAAAGUUCAUCAACUUCAUCUCCGAGCCUGUUGAGAGCUUAUUCUCAAGCAUCGACUUUAGGAUUAUCAGUAUCGUCAUGCUCAUCAAUUGUGACUACAAACUCUACAAUGAUACCAUUUAUAACCCCUCACACUUCAAAUUUUAGAUCGUUAUCAUCAAGUUUGCCUAACCAUGAUCUAUGUCCUUUGGUGACUAUCCCAUUCACUAAUAAGCACACUAUUCUUCCAGAACCAGUUUCACAGGAAUCUUCCACUUUGAAAAAUUUGAAAAUUUCAGGCACAUCUUUGGAAACUACUGAAUCUCCGGGGACAUUGUUUGAAUCAAAUAGUAGUAUUCCAGAAAUAAAUGAGGAGGUUUGUGGUGUAUUGAAUGUUAUUGAUGUAGAUGCAGAAAAAGCUACUACAUUGCCUGUAGGAAAUACUGAUUCCAGUUAUCAUAAUGGUGUUUUUCAUUUGCCCAACUGGCCAAUCAUCCAGUCUUCAUUCGCCAGGGCAAACCUGAACAAUAGGUAUCAGAGUAGGAACAAACGUUUUAAAAUUAGGUCUUGUAGUGACCAGAGUAGAUCUAGGAGUUACCAUUGUAAACCUGAAUGUAAUCGGAAUAAACAUGAGAAUCAUUGUAUUGUACGUUAUAGUGGAAAUAGAGAAAAGCCUAAUAAUAAUGAUAAUAUUAAAGUCCGUGAAUAUGGACAACGGCCACAGUUUCAACAACAAGAAUCUUCACUGCCAGGUCAUCCGUUGUCCAUGCUAGGUGUGAAUGUGCCGAAACAUAUACAACAGCAUAAGGUAAUGGAGUAUCUGAAAUCGACAAAAUGUCAUAGUUGUUAUGAUAGCUUCAUUGUUUCUGUAGAUUACAGUGGGAAUAAAGAGAGUGAAUCGGGCAACGAAAAUAAUGAUCAUAACGAUAGGCAAGAUCUGCAGCCACAGAAAAAUUCAUUGACAGAUUCUUCUUUGACAUCAUUGUCUAUGGUGACUGCUAAAAAUUCAGAAGAAGGCAAAAGACUCGUUAUGGAUACUGAAGAGCCAUUAAUGUGUAUUGACCUGAACCAGCAAAAUACGGAAAAAAAUAUGGCCGAUCUUAAGACAAAACUUUUAACACAUAGAGAACAAAUAGAUCCAGUGAGUGAGCCCCGUGCAGAAAAUAAACUACUAACACCAAUACAAUAUGAUGAUUUUGAUGAAUGGCGAAGCCUUUGGGCUCUCUUGUUACGGCAGAGGGUCGUAAGUAAACAAGAAAAACGUCUUCAAGACCACAGAUUGCAUAAUGAACAAUUAAAAAUAUUGAACAUCGAAUUCGAAGAGUUACAUCAACAGCUUUUGGGGGAAUUUCAGGAAAUAAACUCUAAGGUUACUUUUUCAAACAAUGUGGGGCCAUUAUCCUCACUUCACGAUAUCGUUCCAUCAAGAACAUCAGAAAUAUCAACCUCAGGGACUGUCCAGCAUUCAAUACCAAUUUUCGAGGAGAAAUGCACCAGUAACCUCGAUGGCACAUCAACUGAAAUCAGGGAUGAAGAUAUAAUCUUGCAAUGGUUAGGCAUACUACAGGACAUAGACACGGACGAUAAUUUUUUUCCAUUGAUGAUAAAUCGUAAGAUAAAUCAGAAACCUGAAAUCAACAUUAUUAAACAACAAAAGCAACAGUUAGGUAGACAAUUGAUUGUACCAUGUAAUCAUCAAUCACAGUCACAGAAUGGUGAACAUCUAUCUAACCUAACCACAAUGAAACAUCCAGCCAUCGAAUCGACUAGUAAAUCACCUAUCCUUCCAGAAAUUGUCUCUUGUGCCAAACCAACCAAUAUUGGAUGUCACCUAGUUUGCGAUUACGAAAAUAUUAGUGGAUUAAAAGACAAUGAUUGUUUAGAUAACCUCGAAAACAGCAAAUAUUUUAAAACUAUCGGUCCACUAAAUGACAACCACAGUAGUACAAAUUCCAAAUGUUGUAUAGAAUACAAUACCACCGUCGAUAUAGAUUAUGAAAAUAUUGUCGAAGACAUCGAUUACCAAAAUAUAGGUAUAGUGAACAGGAAUCUCUAUCAGGAAAAACGGCGUAAACAAAUGAAGGAUGGUAGAGGAGGUAGCACUGCAGUUGUGAAUGCUUUGCGAGCUGUACAUCUGACAAUCGUUGGUAAUCCUGAUAACAAUGGAGGAAUAAUAUCAGCUGGUACAGGGCGUCUGGCGGCAGCUCUGUGUCGUGCUGAUGGUAGUGCUACCAUUUUACCAUAUCGUCGCUAUCAGUCAAAAUGUGGUGUGGGAGAAGAGAAACCGGUAGAAUCAAUUAUAAGUGCAUGCCCUCUACAACUUCUCAGUCAACCAGGAUUAGCAGGACGCAGGGCUCGAUUAGAUAUUAUAGAAAGGUAAUUAAUUUCUUAUAAUUUUGCAUGUAAUUUUUUUUUCUGAACAUUUAAUGGUGUGAAUUUAUAUCAAUUCCUUUAUAUAACAAAUAUUUUAAUAUUUUUACAUUUUUUUGGUUUUAUAUUAUAUAUUUAGAUCACUUACUAUUGUAUUUCAAUUUUCGUUCUUUAAAAUACAUUUCUAACUAAUCCUCAUAUUAUUAGAACUAUUCAUCAGCACAGAUUUUCUUUAUAUAUAUUAGAAUUUGACUUAUGUUAAAUGAUUUAUUAAUUUAGUGUUUAAAUAUUAUUAAAAAAUUAACGCAUUUAUGUGUUAGUUUUUUAUUGCCCCUUAAAUUGCUUAUUCAUAUUACUUAUGGUGUAAUUUCAACAGUUAGAAAUUAUCUAUAUGUAUCCCAUCAUUGAGUAUCUCGUACUCUUAAGAAUGUCACAGUUGAUUUUGAUUAUUAAUUUAUUACCUUUAAUAUACAAUUGUUGUAGUCUUUAGACAAUAUGAGUUAUUGGUUACCAAUUUUUUUAAAGUAUUUUAUAAUAUUUCUUGUAAUUUACCACAUCAAUUUUAACAAUCAAAUAAACUUUUGAAAUACUAGUAUGAGAUUCUCGAUUAAUAGUGAUUUUUCAAUAAUCAAAUAAUAAUUAAUAUUACCAUUGACUGUGUAUUAAUUUAAGACAAAUUUAUGGUGGCUGCCUGCCUACUCCAUUUUAUGGUGUAUGUGGUGUCAUCAUUAUUUAGGUUUGCUUGCCUACAGUAUUUGGUCGCAAUGACAGUGAUUGUGACGCCUUGCUUGAUACUAAUUGGUAAUGAUAACAGUGGACUCAAAAAUCAAGCUGUAGAGUGUGAGUGGAAUUUGGAAGAUGAAUAUGAAUAUCGACGUCGGCAAUUUUAUUACCGGUGUUCCGGUGCAGCUGGGUGGUAUUUUUCUGGUAAAAAUUCUGUUAGCGAGGAUGAUGAUGACUUUGAACUGCCAGCUGAUUGUGACUUAGAUUUUGAUUAUUCAUUACCACAAAGAGGAGAAUGGAUUGCUGAAAGGCGUCACUGGUUAGACCAACUAGCUCGGCAUAGAGCUACCGCACUUGACAAAUGGAUCCGGACAGCAGCAGAUGUUAAACAGGCUGUGGGUGACGUUUUUGGUUAUCGGGCGUUGAUGUCGGCUUUAUGUUCUGAUAGGGUAAAUAUUAAAUAUUUUAUAAAUAAUUCAUAAAGUUAUUGUUUUAUAGUAUAUAUAUUUUAUGUAUAGAUUCAGGCUCUACAGGACGCUUGGGCUUCACUUCGCCAACUACACACCACCACGGCUGUCGAAUUUGAGUCCCGGCUCCGACCUGAGUUUCUCGGCCGCCGAGAAAAGUAUACAUCAACCGGGGUUGGAGAAGCGACGCGUGACAUCAUCGGUGAUGAUGAAAACAACGUGGAUGCGUUACUACAAUUGCCACCAAACGCCACCAUACCAGAUGCAACGGCAUUAGCGGUACUAUAUGAACAUAUGUAUAAUGACCACACCUGUGGUAGUAUCACAAUGACUUCCAGUGCAAAUGAUAACGUCAUUAAAGAAGAAAAAAACUAUCGACCAUCAUCACUAUUUACUUCACCGCUAUCACUGUCACCGUCACCGUGGUUUUCUCUUAGUAGCGGUAUUAGUGGUGGACUAGGGGCAUUAGCAGCUUCUGAUUAUGGUAUACAUGCCCUUCAUGCUUUGUGUGUUCAAUAUUCCGAGUGGGUGCAACAAAGCUUUGACAUAAAUGAGUCUGAAAUGCCAUCGGCGAGACCACUUGUGUUACAACUGGACAGAUUCCGCAGUAACUUUCGAGCACUAGUUCUUCAGUACAGCGAUGAUGAAGACAAUCAUGAUUAUAGUUAUGACAACAAAUAUGACUAUGAGGAUGUAUAUGUCUAUGGUUAUAAUCAAGAAGCUUGCCCAGAAAAACCCUGUGACCAAGAUAAUGGCUUUGCAUAUGAACGAAAUUACGAAGACAAAGUGGAAGAGUAUGGCUGUGGCGAUGGAAAUUAUGAAAAUUAUUGUGACAAUGACGAUGACGAUGCUACCGUUAUCUGCUGCAGUAACAGCAGUUCUAUUGAGGCAAUAUCAAGUGUCGAAACCUCGAAUGCUUCUAAUACAGGAACAGCCUCCACACUGAGGACGAGAGUUGGUAGUGGGUCAAAUAAAACUUCAAAAGACGAUUAUACUCAUCACAAAGAAAUUUUGGAAGAUGAUCGCUACUGUCACUGGAUUAAAAACAUAGGCAAUUGUAACCAAAGCACUGCACCUCUCAGCACCGUAUUCCACACUGAGCUACAUGUCCGCUUGUUUUGGCCCCCAACUCUUCUAUUAUUGGAUGAUAACGAUGACAUAAACAAUGUUAAUGAUCAGCCAGUGGUGCCCGCUUAUAUGUUAGGUACAACUUAUGCAGCAAAAGCAGCAACUUUAAAAAGCUGCAGAGGCAAUGAAGAAACACAUUGUAGUAAGGAAACUCGAUUAUCACAAACCUUUGAUUCAUUAAUAGUUGCACAACUGGAUCGAGCAGCUCAAGAUAUGCGCCUCAGGUAUAAAAUCAUGGACAAUUUUUUGGACGGAGCAUGCGCCUAUUCAACAUUUGCUGUCAAAGCUGCCAAUGCUGAAGACAUGGUGACAGGAAAUCAGCAACACAAUCCGAAUUACGAAAAUACCAGUUGUUGA
Messenger RNA from Cinara cedri, 7350 nucleotides. The record is from the annotation of a GenBank genome assembly. NCBI's taxonomy places the organism in Eukaryota, Metazoa, Arthropoda, Insecta, Hemiptera, Aphididae.